Messenger RNA from Penicillium maclennaniae, 1455 nucleotides. Its product is annotated as glycoside hydrolase family 16 protein. The coding region runs from base 1 to 1455 and encodes 484 amino acids. Lineage: Eukaryota; Fungi; Ascomycota; Eurotiomycetes; Eurotiales; Aspergillaceae. The record is from RefSeq and is a predicted model, not a curated record. Gene Ontology annotation, molecular function: hydrolase activity, hydrolyzing O-glycosyl compounds; glycosyltransferase activity. The transcript is spliced from 3 exons. Gene Ontology annotation, cellular component: fungal-type cell wall. Gene Ontology annotation, biological process: carbohydrate metabolic process; fungal-type cell wall organization.
AUGAAGCUCGCUCUGACUGCAGCCGUGGGCCUGCUCUCCUCCUCCGUCUUGGUCACAGCCCAGACGUACACUAAUUGCAAUCCGACCGAGAAAACCUGCCCCGCGGAUACUGCCUUGGGCCAAGCGGAUGUCACUUACGACUUCACCUCUGGUGCCUCGGAACAGUUCUCUGCCUCCGGGACCGUGACUUACGAUGACACCAACGGCGCCACAUUCACCGUGGCAAAGAAGGGUGACGGGCCCCUGAUCCAGUCCGGCUGGUACAUCAUGUUCGGCAGGGUCGAGUUCACCAUCAAGGCUGCUCCAGGAACAGGCAUUGUGAGCAGCGCCGUACUGCAGUCCGACGAUCUUGACGAGAUCGACUGGGAGUGGCUCGGAGGCAAGAGCUCCCAGGUCCAGACCAAUUACUUCGGCAAAGGAGACACGAGCACCUACAACCGCGGCGCCUUCCACUCCAAUCCUAACAACCAGGCUGAAUGGCACACCUACUCCGUCGACUGGACCAGUGAAGAAAUUGUCUGGGCCAUUGAUGGUGUCACCGUUCGCGCCCUCACGCCCGCGACAGCAGACACCAACCAGUACCCCCAGACUCCGAUGAUGAUCAAGGUCGGCGUUUGGGCCGGCGGUGAUUCCGACAAUGCCCAAGGAACCAUUGAUUGGGCUGGUGGUGUGACCGAUUACAGCCAAGGUCCUUUCAGCAUGUACAUGAAGAAGCUGGUGGUGACCGACUACUCGACCGGCAAGUCAUACAGUUACGGCGACAAAUCUGGCACCUGGCAGUCUAUUAUCUCUAACGGAGGCAAAAUCAACGGCAACAGUGCCGAUGAGCCUACUGAGACCCAGUCCGCUCCCACAAUCACGUCGACCGCCUCUGGAAUUCCGAUUCCCUGGAGUGGAACACACAAGGAGACCUCGACUUGGACCACCCCCGACGUCUGGCCCUGGGUUGCCACUGGUUCAUCCUCGGCUUCCACCUCUCUGCCCAAUGGUUGGGAAUCUGCCUCUGGCCGCAUCUCACCACCUGGCGGGAGCUCAAUGAGUGAGCAAUACCCUGUACCCUUCGUAAAGAAGACCCUGGAAUCAGCCACUAAGACGAAGUCACUUCCACAGUCUACCUUCCAAUCUACCUCAGUGUUCUGGGCUUCACCCUCGGCUGCCUUUUCCCCUUCUGGUGUUGAGACCUCUUGGGGCAAUGGGACCCGUCUUGCCCCCAGUAUGACCUCGAAGAAAACGAAGACGAAAACCAACCCAAACAAGACGAAAACCAAGACAACCACGACACAAACCGAGAUUAACAAGGCGAAAACCAAGACCGAGCCCACCAAGACCAAUGAGCCAGCCACUACUUCGAUAUCGGCCACUGCUUCUGCGGUGAACGCGGGAAUCAGCACGCGCACUCCAGCCAUGCUCAGCAUUUUCUGCGCUCUGAUUGGUAGCACUUUUGCUGUCCUUUAA